GAGCUGUGCUGGUGAAGCUGCCUGGUUGUGAUAGCGUUGUAAAUAAGUCGUAACCUGCCACAUUUCACAGCUGCGUGCGUGUGUGUAUCCAUCCUUUUGCCUAGGAGUGGGGGGAGGGGAGGGAAGAUUUAAAGUGUCAGCUCUUUUUAAGACUGAGAAAAAUCCAGCAACAAGUAAGAAAUAGCUUGCUUAGUUUCUGGUGGCAAGAGGAGAAUACUGACCUGAGAUGGAAGUCAAAACAGCAUUUAGCAAAGCCAGCAGGAUUGCUGAAACUGUGUCCCCGUUAAUUAAUGAAGAAUUUGUCUUGGUUCAUCAGCAGCCUGAGGACACCUCUGGAAAAGAUGAAAAACCUCAGCUAAAGGUGUUUUCCAAUGGAGAUGAUCAGCUGGAGAAGGCAAUGGAAGAGAUUCUGAGGGAUUCUGAGAAGAACCAGAAUGUCUGUGCUGUGCAGGAAGGCUGCAGUGAUGGCAGUGGCCAGGCAGCUGCAGAUGGCCCAGCAGGGCAAGCAAACCCCCCAUCUCUGCACCUCGUUUUGGACCCUUCCACAACAGAAAUCUGUGCUCCAAGGCCGUGCUCUCCCAGCGAGCCCCUGGAGGAGGACAGUGUGCUGUUCAACAAGCUCUCCUACCUGGGCUGCACGAAGGUGGCGGCCCCUCGCAGUGAACCCGAAGCCCUCCACGCCAUGGCAAGCAUGAAGUCUUGCAGUCAGGCCCCUGUCCCUGUAACUCUCUAUGUUCCCAACAUUCCAGAAGGCUCCGUAAGGAUAAUAGACCAGCGCAGCAACGUGGAGAUGGCCUCGUUCCCCAUCUACAAGGUGCUGUUCUGUGUGCGUGGGCAGAGCGGCACCGCAGAGAGUGACUGCUUCGCGUUUACGGAGAGCAGCUGGGGCACGGACGAGUUCCAGAUCCACGUCUUCUCCUGUGAGAUUAAAGAGGCUGUCAGUCGGAUCUUGUACAGCUUCUCCACGGCGUUCAAACGCUCCUCCAAACAAGCCUCUGACCACGGGAAGGACUUUGUUCUCCCCACCCCAGACAGUGAUGUGUACACUUUCAGUGUCUCCUUAGAAGUCAAAGAAGAUGAUGGGAAAGGAAAUUUUAGCCCUGUGCCAAAGGACAGAGAUAAACUGUAUUUCAAGCUUAAGCAGGGAAUUGAGAAGAAAGUGGUGAUCACAGUUCAGCAACUCUCAAACAAAGAACUGGCCAUUGAAAGGUGCUUUGGGAUGCUGCUGAGCCCUGGCCGAAAUGUGAAGAACAGUGACAUGCAUUUACUAGACAUGGAAUCCAUGGGAAAGAGUUCUGAUGGCAAGGCUUAUGUCAUUACUGGAAUGUGGAAUCCUAAUGCACCCAUGUUUCUUGUGCUUAAUGAGGAAACCCCUAAAGAUAAGCGUGUCUUCAUGACCGUGGCCGUGGAUAUGGUUGUUACUGAGGUGGUGGAGCCAGUCAGGUUUCUGCUGGAGACUGUGGUGCGUGUGUAUCCUGCCAACGAGCGCUUCUGGUACUUCAGCAGGAAAACCUUCACAGAAACCUUCUACAUGAAGCUAAAACAGUCUGAAGGAAAAAGCCACACAAGUGCUGGGGAUGCGAUUUAUGAAGUUGUCAGUCUGCAAAGAGAAUCUGCCAGAGAGGAAGAAUUAGUCACCCCAACAAGUGGAGGAGGGCCCAUGUCAUCCCAGGAGGACGAGGCAGAAGAAGUUUUUGCAGAGAGCGAUAAUGAACUCUCCAGUGGCACUGGUGAUGUGUCCAAGGAUUGCCCUGAGAAGAUCUUGUAUUCCUGGGGAGAGUUGCUGGGGAGAUGGCACAACAACCUGCUGGUGAGGCCCAACGGGUUGUCCACCCUGGUGAAGAGUGGGGUUCCAGAGGCGCUGAGGGCGGAGAUCUGGCAGCUGCUGGCAGGAUGCCAUGACAACCAGGCCAUGCUGGACAGAUACAGAUUGCUCAUCACAAUGGAUUCUGCUCAGGAGAGUGUCAUCAAACGAGAUAUCCAUCGGACAUACCCAGCACACGAUUAUUUCAAAGAUACGGAAGGAGACGGGCAGGAAUCUCUGUACAAAAUCUGUAAGGCCUACUCCGUGUACGAUGAGGACAUCGGCUACUGCCAGGGACAGUCCUUCCUCGCAGCUGUGCUCUUGCUUCAUAUGCCAGAGGAGCAGGCAUUCUGUGUGUUUGUGAAAAUAAUGUACGACUAUGGCUUGAGGGACCUCUACAGAAAUAACUUUGAAGAUCUCCACUGCAAAUUUUUCCAGCUGGAGAAGUUAAUGCAGGAGCAGUUACCAGACCUGCACAACCACUUCUCAGACCUCAAUUUGGAAGCUCACAUGUACGCAUCCCAGUGGUUCCUCACGCUCUUCACUGCCAAGUUUCCACUCUGCAUGGUCUUCCACAUCAUUGACUUACUGCUCUGUGAGGGUAUGAACAUCAUCUUCCAUGUAGCCUUGGCUCUUUUAAAGACCUCCAAAGAGGACCUUCUACAGGCUGAUUUUGAAGGAGCUUUAAAAUUCUUCCGGGUUCAGCUGCCCAAGAGGUACCGAGCGGAGGAGAACGCCCGCAGACUCAUGGAACAGGCCUGCAACAUCAAGGUGCCAACGAAAAAGCUGAAGAAAUAUGAGAGAGAGUACCAAACCAUGCGAGAGAGUCAGCUGCAGCAGGAAGAUCCUAUGGACAGAUACAAGAGGGAGAACCGCAGGCUCCAAGAAGCGAGCAUGAGGCUGGAGCAGGAGAACGAUGACCUCGCCCACGAGCUCGUCACCAGCAAGAUCGCCUUACGGAAUGACCUGGACCAGGCUGAAGACAAAGCGGAUGUUUUGAACAAGGAACUUCUCCUGACCAAACAGAAGCUGGUGGAGACUGAGGAAGAGAAACGGAAGCAGGAGGAGGAAACUGCUCAGCUGAAGGAAGUCUUCAGGAAGCAGCUGGAGAAGGCGGAAUCUGAGAUCAAGAAAACCACAGCCAUUAUUGCAGAGUAUAAACAGAUCUGUUCCCAGCUGAGCACCAGGCUGGAAAAACAACAGGCAGCCAGUAAGGAUGAACUGGAAGUGGUGAAGGGUAAAGUGAUGGCCUGCAAACACUGCAGUGAGAUUUUCAGCAAGGAGGGGGCUCUGAAGGUGCCUCCUGUAAGCACGGACAACAAAGGCAUUGAAAUAGAUGAUGAGAAGGAUGCACUGAAGAAGCAGCUGAGAGAGAUGGAGCUGGAACUUGCACAGACCAAACUGCAGCUCGUGGAAGCCAAGUGCAAAAUUCAGGAGCUGGAGCACCAGAGAGGAGCCCUCAUGAACGAAAUCCAAGCUGCCAAAAACUCUUGGUUUAGCAAAACCCUGAACUCGAUCAAAACGGCCACGGGCACGCAGGCCCCGGCGCAGCCCCCGCCGCCCCUGCCCCCCCGGGAGGGCAGCACAUAGUUGGGGCCACACCCGGCACCAGAGCACAAAGAACAACGCAGCUGAAACACCCCGGAGGAGCCUCCCAGCGGUCCCUCCUCUCGGGGAAAGGACAAAAGGCAGGAGCGCAGGCUUGAAGUGAAACCCUUCGGUGUUUUUCAUUCAUUUUCUGAUGUGAGCCUUUACAAAAGGGGGUGGGGGGGGGGGAAAGUAAUUCCUGGUUUAUGUUGAAUUCUUAACUUCCCAACUGCCUUGCUGAAAGCCACGUUCUGAUACCUUCAUACUUUUACACUUUAUUUUCUAUGACUAGAUGUUAAAUAAAUACUUCAAACCUAGGUCUUUAAUACAC
Empidonax traillii (willow flycatcher) is the source of this 3722-nucleotide messenger RNA. RefSeq names its product RAB GTPase activating protein 1 like (gene RABGAP1L). The record is from RefSeq and is a predicted model, not a curated record. Bases 227 to 3394 code for a protein of 1055 amino acids. NCBI's taxonomy places the organism in Eukaryota, Metazoa, Chordata, Aves, Passeriformes, Tyrannidae. The transcript has 26 exons.